Populus nigra (black poplar) is the source of this 1440-nucleotide messenger RNA. Its product is annotated as transcription factor MYB10-like. Bases 109 to 1038 code for a protein of 309 amino acids. Lineage: Eukaryota; Viridiplantae; Streptophyta; Magnoliopsida; Malpighiales; Salicaceae. The transcript is spliced from 3 exons. The record is from RefSeq and is a predicted model, not a curated record.
UCUUGCCUCGCAUCUUCCCCCCCACCAAAAAAAAAAACAGCUAAAGAAAUUAACCACACUCAAAGAAACACUAGAGGGAGGAGAGAUCAAUAACAGAUAUCUCAUAAUAUGGGUCACCAUUCUUGCUGCAACCAACAAAAGGUUAAGAGAGGACUUUGGUCACCUGAAGAAGAUGAAAAGCUCAUCAGAUAUAUCACUACACACGGCUAUGGAUGUUGGAGUGAGGUUCCUGAGAAAGCUGGGCUUCAAAGAUGCGGCAAGAGCUGUCGUUUGAGAUGGAUUAAUUACUUGAGGCCUGAUAUAAGAAGAGGGAGGUUUACUCCAGAGGAGGAGAAGUUGAUAAUUAGCCUUCAUGGUGUUGUUGGAAACAGAUGGGCUCACAUAGCAAGCCACUUACCUGGAAGAACAGACAACGAGAUAAAGAACUAUUGGAACUCUUGGAUUAAAAAGAAGAUACGAAAGCCUUCAACUUCUCCAACCAUAACCAAUGCAACUACCGGAACCGAUCAUUCAAAUAUAAAUUAUGCCUCAAACCAGCUAGAUUUAUUGCAUCAAGAUUUGACAACAAGGACACAAAUCCAAGAAACCCUAUUUUCAUCUUCAGCUCCCUUAUUUAUGUUUGACACGAGCACCUCGCUUGAUGGAAUUGCGGAUAGUAGUGUACGCGGAGAGGUUUUCCCUGAUUCGGCAAGCUUGAACAUGGAAACUUGGAAUUCAAACCAGCACCAUCAAGUUCAAGCAGCAAUGCCCCCGCAAGCAACUUUUAGUAUUGGAAUGGAUACAAAUUACUUGCCUCCAUUGAUUGACAACAUGAUGCCUAUUGAAAUGCAAUCCUGUAGCAUGAAUGAAGAAGGGGAGAUAUCAUUGGAGUGCUUACAAAGGCAAGAGUUGAAUAUUGAAUGGGUUGAAUCACAGCAAUGCUCGAACUUUCUUUUUUGGGAUAAUGUUGAAGAAUCAGUACUUGGUGGAGAAGAAAUUGCACCAAAUUCAUCUAGCAUGGGAGCUGCUACACUCUCUUCUUUCCCUUCAUCUCUAUAAGAUAUUUAUGCUGGUGAAAACUGCCCCCCCAUCUCUCUUCUCUCUUGAUCUUUCUAUAUAUAGAGCUUUCAGAAUGAUCCAGGCUUUUGAAGACAGUUUUCUUUUUUCUUUUUUAUAUAUUUCUUUUCUUUCAUUUCUACCCCCUUUUAGCUUCCAGAGGUGAGAUUGUGAAAACGUGAGGAGAUGAAAACAUUAUAACUGCAUAAGUAUUCAUGCAAUCUUGUUUUCGUGUUCGGAAACAGAUCAGAGGAAAGAAUAAAGGAAACUGCAACAAACCCCCCAGCAGAGUUUGAUCAUAAUUAUGGUGAUUUCAAUGAGUGAUUCUUUUUUUUCUCUUUUCUUUUUCACUUUUCCAGAAUCUUGAAUAACAUUUCUAUUGGAUUUCUAUUGGAUUUCUAUGUA